AUGUUUGGUCUCAUUUCGUUUUUGGCUUGCGUUGCAGCUUGCAGCAGUCAUGCUGUGCUACCAUUAGUAGCACCGGCCGCGAUUCAUUCAACGGCGUUUGUGGCUCCUUAUCCGGUGCACGGGUAUGGCGGACAUGGAUGGUUGGGACACGGAUCGCUGGGACACGGACUGCCGGCUAAGCCCUUUGGACAUCACGUUCUGAAGCGAUCGCCACACCUGGUUGCUCCAUUGGCGCAUGCUGCUCACGUGGCUCCCAUAGCCCAUGUAGCCCCAGUAGCUGUGUCUCAUCAGUCACGCUUGGACGUCCAUACGUCUCCUGCUGUGGUUGCUGCCCCUAUACUGCCCGUUGUGAAACCGAUUGUUGCGCCUGUUAUACAGGCUGCUCCUCUUCUAGGCAAAUCUUUCGUCGCCAGUCCCGUACUCCUCGGCGCUGGACAUCUUGGUGUUGGAAGCCUUGGUGGUGGAUAUCUUGGCGGUGGAUAUUUUGGAGCUGGACAUCUUGGCGGCGGGCAUCUUGGUGGCGGACAUCUUGGUGGCGGCUAUCUUGGUAGCGGACAUCUUGUUGGCGGACAUCUUGGUGGUGGACAUCUUGGCGGUGGAUAUCUUGGGGCUGGAAAUCACGGUCAUUAUGCAUCGUUACAUCCCUAUUGAGGACACCACUAGAGUAAUGUUUUUGUAUAAUACGCUAUAAAAAUCAAUUUAGUUUGUUAACAGUAUUUUGAGAGAUCGUAUAAUAAUUAAAAUUUAAUUUGAAUAUACAUUGUAUUAUUCAAGACCAACGCAUGUACAACGUUCGCGCCGAGUCUUCGAUUGAUUGCUACAACUGUUUCAUUUUUUUAUAUUAAAAUUUGAAUUUGUCUA
This is a messenger RNA of Bombyx mori (domestic silkworm), 861 nucleotides long. RefSeq names its product cuticle protein 64-like. The transcript has a single exon. NCBI's taxonomy places the organism in Eukaryota, Metazoa, Arthropoda, Insecta, Lepidoptera, Bombycidae. The coding region runs from base 1 to 651 and encodes 216 amino acids. The record is from RefSeq and is a predicted model, not a curated record.